Lolium perenne is the source of this 669-nucleotide messenger RNA. NCBI's taxonomy places the organism in Eukaryota, Viridiplantae, Streptophyta, Magnoliopsida, Poales, Poaceae. The record is from RefSeq and is a predicted model, not a curated record.
AUGUCCGCGCGCUUUCGGAAUUGGGAUACUGGAAUCCCUUCUUGGCUCGUAGAAACGAGGGUUGGGCAAUCCAACCCGUCCCCGACCUGUAGUCGUCUCGGACACGCGCGGGAGGGAACAUUCAGCUCGUUCCCCUCUUCCUCCCUCUUCCUCCCCCGAUCCCGCCGCCGCCGCCCUCCCAGCCCCGCCGCGCCCCGCCUCCGCCGCGCCCGCCUCCUCCGCCUCGCCUCCGCCGCGUCCCGGCCUCCUCCGCUCCGCCGCGUCCCGGCCUCCUCCGCUCGGCCCUCCUCCGCUUGCCCCGCCGCGCCCCGCCCUCCUCCCGCCCCGCCCUCCUCCCGCUCGACCCUCCUCCCGCUCGGCCCUCCUGCCGCCCCACCCUCCUCCCGCCCCCGACCUCCUCCCGCUCGGCCCUCCUGCCGCCUCCCGCCGCCACCGCGUCCCGGCCUCCUCCGCUGCCGCCGCGUCCCGGCCUCCUCCGCCUGCCCCGCCGCGCCCCGGCCUCCUCCGCAUCGGCUCCUAGCCGCCGCCGCCCCGGUCAAGAUGGAGAUGAACAACGACGUUGUCACGGACUCGAUGUCGGAUUCGUCGGAUUGGUCGACAUCCGACGAUUCCGACAUUGAUCUAGUCGAGCACCAGUGGCAGUUGGAUGGGCAGCGCCGUGGCGCAUGA